Zootoca vivipara (common lizard) is the source of this 2034-nucleotide messenger RNA. It is a transcript of the gene GTPBP10, whose product is annotated as GTP binding protein 10. The record is from RefSeq and is a predicted model, not a curated record. Gene Ontology annotation, cellular component: mitochondrion. NCBI's taxonomy places the organism in Eukaryota, Metazoa, Chordata, Lepidosauria, Squamata, Lacertidae. Gene Ontology annotation, molecular function: GTPase activity; magnesium ion binding; GTP binding.
UCUCCUGCGCUGCUUCCCUGGCUCUGCAUGCGCCCAAGCCUCCGCUGAAGGAAUCCUAUUUGCGUCCGCUGGUCACCAGCAUGGUGCGGCUCAGCCGAGCCCUCCUGAGGGAGUAUGGCAGGUUUAUGGAUGACCUUAGGAUCUAUGUGAAAGGAGGAACUGGCGGAAUGGGCCAUCCUCGAUUAGGUGGGGAAGGUGGGAAAGGCGGUGACGUCUGGUUGGUAGCUCAAAAGAAAAUGACAUUGAAGAGACUUAAAGAUCGAUAUCCAGGCAAACGGUUUGUAGCAGGAACAGGAGCCAACAGUAGUCUUGCUACACUGAAAGGUGCUAAGGGAGAAGAUUGUGAAGUGAAUGUGCCUCAAGGAAUAUCUGUCACAACGGAUCAUGGGAAAGUGAUUGGUGAACUUGACAGAGCAAAAGACAGAUUGUUGGUGGCACGAGGAGGUGUUGGUGGAUGCUUGGCGACAAAUUUCUUGCCCUCCAAAGGUCAAAGGCUCAUGAUUCACCUUGAUCUCAAACUUAUAGCAGAUGUUGGCUUGGUUGGAUUUCCAAAUGCAGGAAAAUCCUCUUUGCUAACAAAGAUUUCUCAUGCUACACCUCAGAUAGCAGAUUAUGCCUUUACGACGAUAAAACCUGAACUUGGAACAGUCAAGUAUGCUGAUUUUAAACAGAUCACAGUUGCUGAUCUUCCAGGACUGAUUGAAGGUGCACAUGAAAAUAAAGGAAGAGGACACAAGUUUCUGAAACAUGUGGAAAGAACCAAACAGCUCCUCUUUGUUGUUGAUGUAGCUGGGUUUCAGCUUUCUCCUACAAACCCAUUCAGAACAGCCUUUGAAACUGUAAUACUACUUGCAAAGGAGCUGGAACUAUAUAAAGAAGAACUUCGAACUAAAUCUGCACUUCUGGCUGUUAAUAAAAUGGAUUUGCCCAAUGCGCGAGAAAAAUUAAAUGAGUUUAUGGAACAGCUGCGGAAUCCUCAAGAUUAUAUGCACACUCUUCCAAAAAAUAUGAUUCCAGAAGUCACUGUCAACUUCAAAGAGAUCAUCCCUAUAUCUGCACACUCUGGUGAAGGAAUUGAAGAACUGAUCAUGUGCUUAAGAAAAGUACUAGAUGAAGAAUCUGAGAAGAAGAUUGAAGAUUAUCAGAACCAGCAGCUUCGUGCACUGAGGAGCUCAGAAAUAUAGCAGUUUCUUAACACACACAAACUAUUAUAUGAUAUUAAGACAUGAAUCUUUGCAGGCCUCUGAACACAACUGAGUUUGUGGCAAGUCACACUCUUUCAGGUCAACCAUUUCAAAAAGAAAAGAGUAUGUUAUUUUCCAGUUUCUGUAAAAUACAGAAAAGUGUAUCAUGAUCUUUUACAACAAGUCUUCAAGUUGCACAAACCUCUUAAUUGUAGAAUAUAUUUCAAAAAAUGUAAAUAAACAUGUAAUUUUAUAUAAAGAUGUAAUAAGGUAUUAUUUUUGUUAUCGUUUACUAGAGAUUUCAAGAGUGGCAUCCUUGAAUCAGUGGAAGAGAAGAACGUAUAAAACUACAUGUGUUCGCUUUCCUGAAAUAUUUUGGGCAGAAAUAUUUAAAAUCACUAAUAAAGUGAUUUAUCAGUAGCAGUGAUAAAUUGAAGCAUGGCAGUGACAUAGUCUCUAUCCUGGAUGCCCCAAAUAUGAACAGAGGAAAAGAGAAGAGACAAAAGAGUUAGACAACAGUGGCAAAAGUGGGGUCCGGAAAUUAACAUAGUGGCUGGCAAAGAAUGCCUUCUGGUGGAUCAGACAAUGUUUGUCACUUCUACAGCCAUAGAUAAUCCAAAAUAAACAAAACUCAAAUUUUGCACUACGGAAUUAUACAUUCUUGAUCAGAAUAAAUUAUAUCUCCCUAAAUUAAACUGAACUCGCCUCUUUUGAGCAGGGACACUAAAAAUGGUUGAUUAGAGAUGGCUGCAACUGAAUUGGAAAGGAAGCAAAGGCCACUGAUUCUUCCCACAUAAUCAGAUCAGCUUUGGGAUGGCUUCCUAAUAGGGUCCUGAAUAAUCUGCUGCAA